AUGCCUCUGUUCACCGCCAACCCCUUCGAGCAAGAUGUGGAAAAGGCUACGAAUGAGUACAACACUACAGAAGAUUGGAGUCUUAUUAUGGACAUAUGUGACAAAGUUGGAAGCACUCCUAAUGGAGCAAAAGACUGCCUAAAAGCCAUAAUGAAAAGGGUAAAUCAUAAAGUUCCUCAUGUUGCUCUGCAGGCACUAACUCUUCUUGGGGCUUGUGUGGCAAACUGUGGAAAGAUAUUUCAUUUAGAAGUGUGUUCCCGUGAUUUCGCAACAGAAGUACGUGCUGUGAUAAAAAAUAAGGCUCAUCCUAAAGUAUGUGAAAAACUGAAAUCGUUAAUGGUAGAAUGGUCAGAAGAAUUUCAGAAGGACCCUCAGUUUAGUCUAAUAUCUGCAACUAUUAAAUCUAUGAAAGAAGAAGGAGUUACUUUUCCUCCAUCAGGUUCUCAGACUGUCUCAGCUACUGCCAAGAACGGUACGUCAUCGAACAAAAACAAAGAAGAUGAAGAUAUAGCUAAAGCUAUUGAAUUAUCACUGCAAGAGCAGAAGCACCAGCACACAGAAACAAAACCCUUGUAUCCAUCUGCAGAGAUUCAGUCAGAUCAGAAAGUCGCGAGGAAAGUGAGAGCUUUGUAUGAUUUUGAAGCUGUUGAGGACAAUGAACUCACCUUUAAACAUGGCGAAAUUAUUAUUGUUUUGGAUGACAGUGAUGCUAAUUGGUGGAAAGGAGAAAAUCACAGAGGAAUAGGACUCUUCCCAUCUAAUUUUGUAACAUGUAAUUUAAACAUAGAAUCGGAGGCAGCAGUUGUCGACAAAUUGAAUAUAGUUGAUGAAGAGGAGGAGGAAAUUAAGAAAUCAGAGCCUGAGCCUGUUUAUAUAGAUGAGGAUAAGAUGGAUAGAGCCUUGCAGGUACUGCAGAGUAUAGAUCCAACAGAUUCAAAACCAGACUCCCAAGACCUCUUGGACUUAGAAGAUAUCUGCCAACAGAUGGGUCCAAUGAUAGAUGAAAAACUUGAAGAGAUUGAUAGGAAGCAUUCAGAAUUGUCUGAAUUGAAUGUAAAAGUCUUAGAAGCUCUGGAACUUUAUAAUAAGUUGAUGAAUGAAGCACCAGUAUAUUCAGUCUAUUCAAAGAUCCACCAUCCAGCACAUUACCCAUCUUCAUCAGUUGGAGUUCCAAUUCAGACAUACCCAGUUCAACCACAUGGUGGAAACUAUAUGGGUCAAAGUAUUCAGCACGUCACUGUUGCCCAGAGCUACAGCCUAGGACCAGAUCAGAUUGGUCCACUGAGAUCUCUGCCUCCAACUGUGAAUUCCUCAGUGACAACACAGCCUGCUCAAACUCCGUACUUAAGCACUGGACAAGACACUGUUUCCAACCCUACUUACAUGAACCAGAACUCUAACCUGCAGUCAGCUCCUGGUGCAGCGGCUUACCCGCAGCAGAUGGGGGUGCCCGUGGAUCUGUCGUCUUACCAGAACACUACUUCCAACUUGCCGCAGUUGGCAGGCUUUCCCCUGGCAGUUCCGGCUCAUUCAAUUGCACAGCCGCAAACAAAUUACCAUCAACAGCAGCCUCUCCUUUAA
Messenger RNA from Rangifer tarandus platyrhynchus (Svalbard reindeer), 1581 nucleotides. The record is from the annotation of a GenBank genome assembly. NCBI's taxonomy places the organism in Eukaryota, Metazoa, Chordata, Mammalia, Artiodactyla, Cervidae.